Molecule: messenger RNA, 1968 nt
Organism: Rhodofomes roseus
Lineage: Eukaryota; Fungi; Basidiomycota; Agaricomycetes; Polyporales; Fomitopsidaceae
Exons: 10
Coding region: 1-1968 (655 amino acids)
Source: RefSeq, a predicted model, not a curated record
AUGACUCGGUACUCGGACUUCUCGCCUCCGGGUUCGCCGUCAUGGUCUCAAGCUCCUGACAAAAGGUCCCUGAAGCGAACUGGCGGUGCGCAUGGAUCUGAUGAAGAUAUGGUUAGCAGGUCAUUGCCCCCACGACGCGCUCGGGCCAAGGCUAUGGAUGAUCAAGUGUGGAUGCAAGACGCGCCCAAGAGCAAGAGAAAGCGGAUACAGGCAGUUUCGCCAGCUCCAGACGCAGUCGACCCGGAGACUGAAGCAUUUGUAGCUAAGAAGGCGAAGGCGGAUAAAUCGGACGUUCAAGCACGAUCCGCCAAGUCCACCGCUAAGUCAAGCACUGCGUCCCACGUAUCUUCAGCGACGCGCGUGCAAGUGGUGCCUCGUCUCUCGCGCACAGCUUACGAAGGUUCAGACGGCGAAGCCGCGCCGAGUCGUAACGCCGCCACGUACCGCGACAGCCGCACAUCGUCAAUCACGGGACGUUCAGUUCCUCGUCUCUCUCGUGCAGCGUACCUCAACAACUUGGACGACGAGCCACCGCGCAUGAUGUCGAACCGUGCAGCCUCACAGCAGUCUUCGUCACUUGGUCAAUGCAUGGACCCGGCCGCGCGAAAAUGGUCACAACAUGCCGUUCAACAACAAAAGUCGCGCCGCACAUCUGCCGCACUCUACUCCAGUGAUGAAGAGCUCAUCAUUCCUGGUUUCGGCGCCGGUGACGCAGAGGCUGAGGGAGAGGACGCUGAGGAUGUCGGCGAGGCUGAGGAACGUGACGAGUGGGACCAGCUAUCUCCACGUCAGCUGGAGGAGGCAUUCGCCCAAGAGAGGCCUGUCUGGGCGGAAACGCAGCGCUCUCGCGGCAGCGCUCAGGUCUCGUCCUCGCCGCCGCAACCACCCUCGCCACCACGGCCAAACUCGCCGGAUGUCCCGGUCAAUCGGCACGGGUCCGCCUCCUCAAACAACGGUGAUAAGUCUCGGCGCUCGCGGCCCCAAGCUCUCGACGACCGACCUGGCUCAGCGCAUGUCAGGAGGGGCUCGCGUGAUCCGGGGCGAGUUAGUGCGUACGGUACGUCCGACGAUGACUCGCGUGAGGUCCGCGCAGAUCGCUCCAGUGCCGGCGAUCGCACUCGCCGCGGCAGUGUCGACAGCCGCGAGGACAAGCGUGCCAGGCGUGAUGCGCAGCCCGCACGUAGCGGGAGGACUGAUCAUGCAGCGGCACGCCAGAGCUUGAAGAGCCGGGCUCAGCUCGCAUACGAACAGGAGCAACCGUCUUGGCAGCCUUCCGAUGCAGAGGACUCAGGGCAUGAGGUGCGCCGUGGAUCCUCGCAAACAUCUCACAGCCGGAGUCAGUCACGCUCGGAAGUCCACCCUCGACAACGUUGGACGUCGGACACAGAAGACGAAGACGUCGAUUGUCGUGACGGUUCAGUGCAAUGGCCAGCAUGCACGAGGAUCGUGUUACCGCAAGGCCGUGAGGCCUUCCAACUCACAGCGCAGAGUCCCGACAUCCAGACUCUGUUGCGCAAGUCUAUCAAGACCGUUGAAUACCACCUCGCCUUUGUUCACGCCUUCCCUGAACCGAAAUUGAAGACGGAGUUCGUGCGUCAGCAACUCCUGAAAUGUGCGAAGGACCUAGGCCUCCGAGAAGUUGCGCGCCGCAUCAGCCGUGAUGUGAACCAUCCUCCUUCCAUAUUGGGAAGUAAUCUAUUCUUACACCUGAACUACCACAUCGUCUGUGUGCGAACCCCGCGCCAUCCGAGUACGUUCAGUCCUUCUCGGCCUGCGCUCCUCGCCACGCCUAGGACCAAUCCUAGACAAGGCUCCUCGCCUGUGUCCGGGACUCCCCCUCGACACGGCUCCUCGCCCUCGUCUAGGACACGCCCUCGGCCUGGCUCCUCGCCCGACCUAGGACACACCACGCCACUGCUAGGCUCCUCGCCCGGCUACGACUAUAGCGGGAGCUCCUCGCCUCGCUAA